AUGGUUCCGGUGACUAUCCUUCCAUCUAUUCUCCCCCACGACCUCGUCGCCGAAAUCCUAUCCUUCCUUGACGUGAAAUCUCUUACGAAACUCAAAUGUGUGAGCAAAUCAUGGAACUCACUCAUCUCCGAUCCCAUCUUCGUCCAAAUGCACCUCAAGAAAUCAUCACAAAACCCACACAUCACACUGUGUUCGUCUAAUGACGGCUUUUUCACACUCCAUCCUUUCCCAAUACGUAGUUUACUCGAGAAUCGGUUUAUGGAUCAUCCUGAUCACUACCAAUUCGUGGACCGGGGAUGUAACGGAUUUGUUGGUUCAUGCAAUGGAUUGAUAUGCAUGCUCAGUGAUCGUAUCGAUGGUAAGUAUCAAAGCUCUUGCCUCCGUUUCUGGAACCCGGCCACGAGGUCAGUAUCGAAAAGACUCGGCUAUUCUUACGUUGAGCUUAGGGUUAGACAUCUCUAUUUAAAAUUUUCGUUUGGUUAUGAUAACACAACCGGAAAAUAUAAGGUUGUGGCCUAUAGUCCCGGUAUUGCGAAAGUGUUUAGUUUAGGUGAUCAUGUUUGGAAGAGUAUUGAAAGUUUCCCUUCGACUCCUUUUCGUUGCACUCGUUCUGCUCGGACUGGUUUGGAUCAGAAUGGUGGUGUCUAUUUUAGUAACAGUCUUAAUUGGUUUACCCUUUGCAAUAACAUUGUUUAUCUUUACUCGGAUUGGAAAGAUCUUAACGAUACGAUUGAACAAUUUGGCAUUAUCUCGCUUGAUUUGGGGACGGAGGAAUGCACACAGUUGCUCGUACCUCUAGAUUUUGAUGAAAUACCACCUAUUAUGCCAAUUGUUUGCGUAUUGGCAGAUUGCCUUUGUUUUUGUCAUUAUUCUAAGGAAAAUGAUUUUGUUAUAUGGCAGAUGAAAAAAUUUAGAGUUGAAGAGUCUUGGACUAUGUUCCUUAAAUUUAGUUAUCAAAAUAUAUGUAUUGGUUCUAGUUAUUUUGAAGAUCGCCAUUUAUUUCCAUUAUACCUUUCUGAGAAUUGUAACACAUUGAUAUUAGUGAGUGAUCGAGGACACGUAGUUUGCUAUAAUAAGAAAGAUAAUAGAGUAGAGCGAAGUGAUCUUACCCGUGGCAUAUAUCGGCUGGUUGCCAAGGAUUAUAUUGAAAGUUUGGUUUCUGCUUGUUGA
Medicago truncatula (barrel medic) is the source of this 1170-nucleotide messenger RNA. Its product is annotated as F-box/kelch-repeat protein At3g23880. The coding region runs from base 1 to 1170 and encodes 389 amino acids. Gene Ontology annotation, molecular function: protein binding. NCBI's taxonomy places the organism in Eukaryota, Viridiplantae, Streptophyta, Magnoliopsida, Fabales, Fabaceae. The transcript has a single exon. The record is from RefSeq and is a predicted model, not a curated record.